UUCUCACUCACACAGAGAGAGCAGCACGUUCAGAUGCUGUGGAAACAACCGCGGUCCACUCUUUCAGAGUUUGCGUAAAUAUGAUGUUGCCCAGCAGAAAUGAUGGAUGCAGCAGAGUCCUCUGAUCCGUACGGCAGACCAGCGCGCAGGACGCAAUGGAUAGUCAGCACCUUGGCUUACCAUUACGGACUGGACCGGGGAGUGGAGAACGAAAUCAUAGUGUUGGCCACCGGGUUGGAUCAGUAUCUGCAGGAGAUUUUCCAUCAUAUGGACUACCAGGGGGGAGGCAGGCUUGCCGUGGAGGACUUCAACAUCCUGUGUGAAGUUCUGGGACUGAACAAAGAGUCCGAGGACUCGGAGUGCGCCGGGGUUUUGGACAGUUUACCCAGCGAGCUCACCUUCAGACACUUCCACGCCAAACUGUGCGGAUACUUCAGCACCAAGGCGGGCUGUCAGUACGAGAAUGGCCGGCUGCUGGUGGGGAAGGACAGCGAGCACAUAGAGACUCAGAUCCGCCUCAGGAGCCCUCUGAAGCGGCGAGAGAAGCUGCUGUGUGUGCGCUCCUCUGCCUCCGCGGAGGGGCGGCACGCCUCCGGCUGCAGACUUGGCUCCUGCACCAAAGAGUGCUACGAGGAGAUCGUGUCGCUGGAGGAGGCGGAGGACCGAAUAACCAAGCUGGAGGACGAGAAUGCAAGUUUGAGGGAGCUGAUCGAGGACAUGCGAGCCGCGCUUCAGAGCAGCGAUGCUCGCUGUCUGGCUCUGCAGGUAGGACUGUGGAAGAGCCACUCCAAACACAGACCAGAGGACGGCUGUUUUGUCGCCCAACAGAAACAAACUGCCCUUAAAACUAUAAGCAACGGCAACCUGAAGAGCAGCACCCACAGCAACCUGAAGAGCCUGCAGAACAUCAUCCAAGAGAUCGAACUGCUGCAGAACUCCAGAGACCGACAGGUUGAGGAAGCCAUGCUGUUUAACCACAGACUGGAGCAGGAGCUGUGGAGCUCUAAAGAGACUGUUGCGACUCUGGAGGAAUGUAACCGCGCUCUGAAGAAGGAGCAGGUGGGCAUGAGGAGGAAGGUGGAGGAGGCCAGACAGGCGUUGCUCAGUGGACUGAGUAAAGUGAAAGAACUGGAGGCCAAGGCCAAUCAUGUGCCAGUGCUGCAGAGACACAUCCUGCAGCUGGAAUCGGAGCUCCUCUACUACAGGUCGGAGGCGUCGAAACUACAACUCCCGAGUAGCACUAGUGCGGAGCAGCAGCAGCAGCAGCUGAGCGGCGGCAGCAGAAUGGGCCAGAGAUGCUGCCAGGAUUCCCAACAUGACCGCUGUUCUCCAACAGGGCGCGCUGUGACAACGCCAGACAAAAUGGAGGAGCAGCUGUUUCGCUCAGUGGAGGGCCAGGCCGCCUCUGAUGAGGAAGACGACAAGUGGACCAGAGAUCAACAGAAGCAGGUGGACGAGGUGAAGAGGAUCCUGACCAGGCUCUCCUGCUGCGGAGAAAGGUGCGACGACAAGACAUUCAAGAAGCUGCUGUCCAAUUUCGGAAGUUCCCGGAGUGAGGAGAGCUGCAGCGCUGUGGUGGAGCUCCUGGAGAGGGUGACUAAGCUGCACAAGCAGCUGGAGCUGAAGGAGAGCCAGGCCGAGAUAGACAUAGACCAGAUGAAGGAUUCUUUGGUGCAGGAGCUGCAGCAGAAGGCAGAGGAGACGGAGCUGCUUCACAUGGAGCUGCAGAUGUUGGAGACAGAGAGGGUUCGUCUGUCUCUGGUGGAGGACAAACUUGUAGACAUCCUCCAGCUCCUCCAGCAGCUCCGAGACCUGAAUGUCUCCCGCAGGUCUCUUGGGAAAAUCUUACUCAGCACUUUGGAGUCCUGCAGCGAUCCACAACACGGCAAAGCUCACAUACUGGAGGUGCUCAACGCUCUCUAUCACGAACUGGCAGCCUGUGAGAUUCUGUCCAGUGGUGGACCUCUGGAGAGAACACAGAGUCAGCAGUCUCUCAACGCUCUCAUCAUCUCCUGCUAAACAACACUGCCUCCUGCUGGGCCAGUGUUGUUCCAGCAGCCUUUCUCCAGGAACACCAGACGUUACGCCUGUGAUUUAGAAUCAGGUUCAUGGAUGUAUAUAGUGUAUCAUUAAUGUAUUAUAUUGUAGCUUCUAUACUCUGUAGACCCUGUCAUCUAUACAGGAAUAUUAGUCUUGACUAGAGAGUUAACGUCUUUCGUGAAAUACUUUACUAUACAUACAAGUAGAUUCAUGCUUCAACAGCUAUUAUUGCACAUGCGUUUCAGAAUCCACAGGAUUCUGAAUGUGAAAAUGUUGAAAUAAGCUAAACUUUAAAGGGGCACACAUUAGUCUGUGAGAAGCUUUGACCUUCACUUGGAAUUAUAAGAUGACAGAUAGAACUGUAAGGUGGGGAAAGUGACUGUAUUCCAAUAUCUGCUAAUAUCUCUGUGUUUGGGAAACGUAGGACCUGUUUAGACCUGGUGUUAACAUCCAUCCUGAGAGAUCGGACCACACUUAUGUGGUAUGACUGGAUUGCCGUAUGUCAUGCAUGCACCUCAUGUGACCAGUCGUGAUUAGGUCACUUCCCCUGCAAUGUAUGUAAAUAUAAACAACAAUGUGACUCUUGUGUCCACACAGCUGCACCAUUUCUAUGACAUUAGCAUUUAAGUAUCCUAUGGUCACUGCCUCCUCACCUGUUUCUCAGUAUUUCACCUGAAAUGACAAACAUGUCAAUCUGAGUGGAAUCAGUUGCAGUGUCAUUGCUACCUUUCCCUGGAUACAAAACCACUCACUGAUGUCACUGAGUCGUGUCAAUUAAAGACUUUCAGUUAUGCA
Molecule: messenger RNA, 2835 nt
Organism: Solea solea (common sole)
Lineage: Eukaryota; Metazoa; Chordata; Actinopteri; Pleuronectiformes; Soleidae
Gene: efcc1
Product: EF-hand and coiled-coil domain containing 1
Exons: 8
Coding region: 100-2019 (639 amino acids)
Source: RefSeq, a predicted model, not a curated record